AUGGCCGCCUACCAAAGAAAACGGCGUUUUGCCAAUCAAACUAGAGAUAAAGAUUUAGACAGACUCAGUGGAUUGCCUGAUAAAGUUAUUUUACAGAUCAUAUCAUUACUUCCGUUAAAAGAAAUAGUUCGAACAUCCAUUCUUGCAAUAAGAUGGAAGGAUCUUUUCUCUUUGGUAUCCGAUAUCAAUAUUGAUGAUAACAAUGUAAUCAGGAAGUCUUUAGGUAAUGGUUACAUGAAUAUUGUGGAAAGGUUUCUGUUCUCGCGUAAGAGGGAUGUUGGUAUCAAUAAAUUUCGUCUCAAAUGUGGGAAAAUUGUGGAUCCUUUCAGGAUCAAUGGAUGGAUUCAGUAUGCACUAGGGUAUCAUGUUAAAGAGCUUGAUUUAACCAUUGGAAUCAAAGGAUUCAAUGAGCUAAACUUUGGGGUUUUCACUUGUAAAACACUGGUGAUAUUGAGAUUGUCCAUGGAUAAAGGCUCCAUCCUUAGUGUUCCCACAUAUUUUCGUCUUCCAAAUCUCAAGGUUCUUCAUCUUGGUUUGAUGAAAUGCUCGGAUGAUGGAUCUGUUGAUAGGCUGUUCUCAGGCUGCAUUUCGCUCGAAGAAUUGCACCUUCGGAACUGUGAAGUGAGCAACAUGAACAAGCUCCGUGUUUGUAAUGCUACACUUAAGAAGUUGUUCUUGUCUGGUUUCAUGGGCACGGAUCAUGAAAUUGAGAUCAUUGCCCCAAAUCUGGUUCACUUCAGCUACUACUACACGGGAACCAAAGGGUUCUCGUUGAUAAACCUAAACUCUCUUUCAGAAGCACGUAUUUAUAUUGGACCAUAUCUCUUUUCCACCAUUGAUUUUGCUCCUACUGCAACUGCUCUGAUGAAUGGAGUCAGUCAAGCUCGGUCACUUUAUUUAACCUUAUAUUCCUCAAAGGUAUGA
Messenger RNA from Gossypium arboreum, 924 nucleotides. Its product is annotated as putative F-box protein At1g58310. NCBI's taxonomy places the organism in Eukaryota, Viridiplantae, Streptophyta, Magnoliopsida, Malvales, Malvaceae. Gene Ontology annotation, molecular function: protein binding. Bases 1 to 924 code for a protein of 307 amino acids. The record is from RefSeq and is a predicted model, not a curated record. The transcript is spliced from 2 exons.